This is a messenger RNA of Wyeomyia smithii (pitcher-plant mosquito), 3466 nucleotides long. RefSeq lists its product as uncharacterized. The coding region runs from base 994 to 2454 and encodes 486 amino acids. The transcript is spliced from 5 exons. NCBI's taxonomy places the organism in Eukaryota, Metazoa, Arthropoda, Insecta, Diptera, Culicidae. The record is from RefSeq and is a predicted model, not a curated record. Gene Ontology annotation, biological process: positive regulation of fibroblast growth factor receptor signaling pathway; signal transduction; positive regulation of epidermal growth factor receptor signaling pathway.
CCAAUCCAGCUAAGUUAGUUUAGUUUAAACUGCACACGUGAGUGGAAGUGUUUGUGGUUGAUGCAGGCUUAUUUCGAAUUCACAGUGGAUGAAGAUGCAAUGCUGACGGUAGAGUGCAACCGAGCGCGUCACUGAAUACGAACCGUCAGCGUUAUCCAAUAGUGCAGUGGAGGAAUUUUUCGCUAGAAGACGACAGUUGAGAAGAAAGUGCUGAUAAUACACUGUGUUUUGAUUUGAGUUCGAAAAGUUAUUGGAAACAGAGUGGACGAGCGGCGGCAACCUUAUCAGUUGAAGUCGCGUUCCAGGGCUUGGGGAUUUGAAUGUAAAACUCCGCUUGUGCUGGCUAUUUUUGGAUUUCAUGUACGUGCAAUUAAUGGCGAGUUUAUGAGACGGAAUGUGAGUGGUAUAAUUUAAGUCAUGCACAAGUAUCCGAUAAGUGAGACCAACCGAGUCAAACAGUGAUCGCUUAUGGUAUGUAAAUUGUGCAGAACUAUAGCGAAACAAAUCAGAUAAAAACGAAAAGUUUGGCUAUCUAAAGGCGAGCGAGAUUAAUGUGCUGGAUAUAAUCGGCUGGCUGUGGUGAAGUGAGCAAGCGAAAAAGUUGCAAUCGAGGUACGUUUUUUUGUCAAAGUGUAAUCACAGCGUGAAUUGCAUGCUUCAGAUUGAGCAAAAGCCAAUCACAGCUGCAACCGAGCGGAGAGGGAAACGUGCUUUUUGUGUGUUGUUUUGUUUCGCUUGGGUGUCCGAAACUGAAACGCGUUGAAUGCAGCCGUCAUAAAAAUGAUUUAAUGAACAAAUUGUUUCGCUGAUUACUCCCGGAGCAACGUGCAGCAGCAGCAGCCUAGCGAAGCAUCGCCGAAUUAAGAUAACCCCUCUCGGAUUAAGUACACAAACAAUCAGCGGACAGUGAGCCGUGACCGGGUGACUUUAUCGUUCGCCCCCUUGAAGUUCUUCGCGUGAAGCUUGAAGUGUUAAUUGAUACAGCCUACGAAGAUGUUGAAACACGUGCAGAUCUCGCCGAUGCGCAGCCGAUCCGAUUCGCUGUCGAUGCGUUCGUCGACCUCUUGUGCGUCGUCCCUGUGCGGAAGUCCUGAACCACCCGGUGAGCAACUACGCAGCCAUUCGCGGGCGUCCAGCUAUUCCAGCCUGAACGAAACCAUUCCACAGACUACUAUUAAAAUUUAUACGGCCUGUCUGCGCCAGGACAUUGAAUACAAAACGCUAGGAAUCUCGUACGACGCAACCAGCAAAAGUGUCGUCCAGCAACUGCUAAGACGAUGCAAGUUGCGACACCGGGAUCCUCGGUUGUUUUAUCUUACGAUGGAAGUUACAAUUCGGCGUCCGGGUGCCAAAUCGGUUCUGGAACUGGACGAUGAAGCUCGGCCUGCGUUGCUGCAGGCUUGCCAUCCGAAGGGAGACUCCAGAUUUUGCCUGCAGCAAAAACCUGGUGGUCUGAUUCGGGUGCACACAUCGGCCCUGCAGCCCAACUCGCAGUACAAGUCGCUGCUAAUCUCGGAGGAAACCACCUCUGAUGAGCUACUGGCCCUGCUACUGUCCUGCUACAGCUCGCACGAACCGGUCGAACAGUUCAGCCUGUACGAAGUAUGCCCCGGCCAGGAAUACCAACGCAAACUCCACCCGGAUGAUCUACCGCUGAAAACGCAACUCCAACGCCAGCAGAAGAACGAAAUAAUGCAUUUCUUAGUACGACGCAACCCCAACUAUCCCCGGCGACGACAAAUGCUAGCGCCGAUCUCGGAAUCGAAACAGUUCAUCAUCAAUCCCGGACUGACUCAACACCGAUUGUCAUUACAUUCGUCGACCUUUCCGCUGAGUGCCGUCACGACACCCACAAACACCCUCAUCUCGGACAUCGUCGAUGGGGUUUCUUCACUGAACAACCUGAAGGAGUCCUGUUUCUCUUCCUCCUCCUCAUCAUCGUCAUCCUGCUCAUCAACCUCCUCCUCGUCAUCAUCAUCGUCCGUCUCCAGCUGUUCAUCGUCCUCCUCCAGUCGAAGUGACAGCGAAAAAGAGGACAACAACAACGACGAACGAAGUAUCUGCCAGCAGUGCGAACCAACCGGUGCAAAACUGUGCGGUCAUUUCGAGCCAAGAGACGAAUCCGGCGGACAACCUCCAGCGAUAAAGGCGAAAAAUCUGGAUCGCUUCCCGCUGGCACCACCACCCCGUCCCUCCAAAGCCUCUCUGCUGCCAUCGCUGCUGGCCGCACCCAAUGUACCCGCUUACAACCCGGUUUACAACAUCCGGGAAAUUCGAACAGUGUGUCAUUCCUUCUCCUCCCUCGGUAUCGAUAAAAAGCUAGUCGAUAUCGAGCGGUUAAGCGAAACGAACAACCACAACUCAUACAACUGCAAUAUCCCGAGAACCAAUAUCGUUAAGGAAACCGUUAAUACAAAUCCUCUAAAGGGAGUGGGAAAUUUCAUUUACAUUUGAGGCAACAGGUGUGCAAACCGUAGAGGAUUCACGAAAGUCAAACGAAAACUUUCUCCUGAAAGUUCAACAGUACGACAUCGAGAACGAAUACAACACCGAUCAAUGUACGUGCACUAUUUUCGCACGAAUGAAAUAGAGAAUGUAAAAAAAAUCUAUAUCGAUGAGCGAAACCCAACGCAGGGCAAAAAUAAAAACGAAACGCACACCUGUCGGAAUAUAUAUUGUUUCAUCCUAGUCAAAGUUAUUAAUGUUAUUAUAUCGAUUUUAUUUGAUGUUUUUGAUGCUGCUGCAAUCGUAUUUUUUGUAUGUAUUUUGCUUCACCUACCCUGCGUAACUAAGCUAGCACAGAGAAGUUAUACCGAAGAGGGUAAUCAAGGAAAACGUAAUUCAAGCCAAAUCUACGAAACUCAUUAAACAUACGAUGUAACUCUUCCUCAAAACGACAUGUGUAUUUCAUAGGGCAGUAAUUACACGAGACAGCCGUGUAGCCGUAUUGUGUACAGUAUAUAUUAAGCUAAUCAUACAUUGUUUGUUUUAUUUUUUGGAACGAAGUGCUGCAUGCCAAAGAAAUGACUAAGAGUUAAGACCGCUAAUCAAAAAGUUCUAUUAUAAGUAAGUUUAUUCAAUGACAAAAACACACUCAAGCAUAGGAACCAAAUAUAUAGGUACACACUAAAAAUAGUCCAUUUUAAAAAUAAAAAUCAAUAAAGCCAAACUAUUUGUAAACAUUUGAUUUAAUUGCAUUUUCAUUAGAGAAAUUAUUACCAACACCGUAUCUUAGUGCUCUGUAACGACAAUUGAAAACAUUCAGGAUGGGACGUUUUCUAUUAUAGCGUGCAAAGGGAACUCGUAGUGUGAACCCUACUUACAUCGUACUACGUCCAUUCACUUGUACUAGCGUAUACAGUAACCAUUAAGGUCAAGUUCGAAGCGUCGUCCUCAGCUGCAGGCGGUUCAAGUUUCUAAUAAAGAAGCCAAAAGCCAGCAAAAACUUAUUGAGUGAAAAUGAAAA